This is a messenger RNA of Gymnodraco acuticeps, 1551 nucleotides long. RefSeq names its product arrestin, beta 1 (gene arrb1). The record is from RefSeq and is a predicted model, not a curated record. Gene Ontology annotation, biological process: visual perception; signal transduction; G protein-coupled receptor internalization. The transcript has 17 exons. Gene Ontology annotation, molecular function: G protein-coupled receptor binding. NCBI's taxonomy places the organism in Eukaryota, Metazoa, Chordata, Actinopteri, Perciformes, Bathydraconidae. The coding region runs from base 223 to 1500 and encodes 425 amino acids.
GAGGGAUUUUAAGGAUAGAGGAAGGAACGGGGGUAAUAUGUAGAGAAGAGGGAGGAAGUCGAAAGAAUGAGGGAGAGGAGAGAGAGGGAGGUGAAAUAGAGCGAGAGGAGGGGGAGGGAAACCUCCUCCUGAGAGUCUGACGACUUCCUGUCGGGGGGGAGGAGGGAGAGAUCCUCCCUCAGUUUCCACGGAAACGGCCUCCCUCUCUGUCGGCUCGUCAGGAUGGGAGAUAAAGGAACGAGAAACCUGGAGGAGGAUCAGAUGUUUCUAGUGUUUAAGAAGGCCAGUCCCAAUGGAAAGCUCACAGUCUAUCUGGGGAAGAGAGACUUUGUGGACCAGGUGGAUCUGGUGGAGCCUGUCGACGGCGUCAUCCUGAUCGACCCGGAGUACCUGAAGGAGAGGAAAGUGUUCGUGACUCUGACCUGUGCAUUCCGGUACGGUCGGGAGGACCUGGACGUCCUUGGGUUGACGUUUCGGAAAGACCUGUUCGUGGCAAACAUCCAGGCGUUUCCUCCCGUGCCCGAAGAGAAGAAGAGUCUGACUCGUCUUCAAGAACGCCUGAUCAAAAAACUGGGAGAACACGCACACCCGUUCACCUUCGAGAUCCCUCUGAACCUGCCGUGCUCCGUCACCCUGCAGCCGGGCCCCGAGGACACGGGGAAGGCCUGCGGCGUGGACUUCGAGGUGAAGUCUUUCUGUGCAGAGAACGUUGAGGAGAAGAUCCACAAGAGGAACUCUGUGCGUCUGGUGAUCAGGAAGGUUCAGUUUGCUCCGGAGAAGCCGGGCCCUCAGCCGACCGCAGAGACGACCCGACAGUUCCUGAUGUCGGACAAACCGCUGCACCUGGAGGCGUCCCUGGACAAAGAGAUUUAUUACCACGGAGAGCCGAUCAGCGUCAACGUCCACGUCACCAACAACACCAACAAGACGGUGAAGAAGAUGAAGAUCUCAGUGCGCCAGUACGCAGAUAUCUGCCUCUUCAACACGGCGCAGUACAAAUGUCCGGUGGCCACCGAGGAGUCAGACAAUCUCGUUGCUCCCAGUUCGACGUUCUGCAAAGUUUUCACCCUCACUCCGUUUCUGGCCAGCAACCGGGAGAAGCGAGGCCUGGCUCUGGACGGGAAGCUGAAGCACGAGGACACCAACCUGGCCUCCAGCACACUGUUGAGAGAAGGAGCAAAUAAGGAGAUCCUCGGCAUCAUCGUGUCGUACAAAGUCAAAGUGAAGCUGGUCGUGUCUCGAGGCGGGCUCCUGGGAGAUCUGGCGGCGAGUGACGUCUCUGUGGAGCUGCCGUUUACGUUAAUGCACCCGAAGCCGCUAGAGGAGUCGUUCUACAGAGACGCUCCAGAUGAAGCUCCGAUCGACACAAACCUGAUCCAGUUCGACACAAACGACGAUGACAUCAUCUUCGAAGACUUCGCCCGCCAGCGACUGACCGCCGAAGCGAAUGACGACGAAGACGAGGAGCCUGUGGAUUCGCCAAAACUGGACGACAGAUAGAGCCGCUGUUGUUGUUGUUUGGCUGCUGUUUGUAGAGUCCAGAAAACCGUC